Phragmites australis (common reed) is the source of this 3385-nucleotide messenger RNA. RefSeq lists its product as uncharacterized. The record is from RefSeq and is a predicted model, not a curated record. Lineage: Eukaryota; Viridiplantae; Streptophyta; Magnoliopsida; Poales; Poaceae. The transcript has 11 exons. The coding region runs from base 2342 to 3193 and encodes 283 amino acids.
UGCAUAUUCUAAUUGCAUAUUUGCAUUUGUUCUACUUGCCACAAAGUAACAAUGGCAAAUAAGCAUUGAUUUCACCCUACAGCUCUCUUGUAGUUUGAACAAAUUCUGAUUCAAUUUGGAAGUUUCUUAAACCUUAACCUCUUAACCAUUAUCCCUCGAUUGAGCAUUUAUGAGCAUAGUAUAAAAAACCGACUCGGGUCAUUGGUUGAACUGGAAAAAACCGGAACCGGUGCCUUGUCUGGUUCGGUUCAUUAGCAGGAUCUUUCCUUUAAAAAACCGGUGAAAUAAAAUAUUUUUUUCGUCAAUUGCAUAGAACUAGCGAUCUCCUUCCCACCAACGUGAGAUUUUUAAAUAAGUUAUCGAGAAAAGUUACCGAGAAAAAGUACGAAAAAAAUUAUUGAGAAAAAAUUAUUCAGAAAUUUUUUUGAGUAAACGUUAUCGAGAAAAAUUCUGAGCAUAACUUUUUUCGACGGUAACUAUAUCACGUUGAAAACGAACCUUUCUCGUGUUGGUCGUCACGUCACACUGGCCCGGACCAAGAACCCCCUACCGGCCUCAACAUGCGCACCCAAGCCUCAUCAGCCACGAGGCCCCCCGUCCAAGUACGUGGGCCGCUUGGACAGCUCGCUUUGUGGGCCGCUCCCUCGCCCGUGAGUUUCCCUGCGCACGCGUGUGAAUCAGAAUUUUUGUCAAUCUAAUUCGUGCGCGGCUGCCAGGACAGCAAGUAGCGACUUUCCUUUUUGGAAAGUUUAAAAAAAAACUUUUUCAAAUAAGUUAUCAAGAAAAGUUAUAAAAAAAGUACCGAGAAAAAAUCAUCGAGGAAAUUUUUGAGAAAAAAUUAUCAAAAAAAAUUUUCAACACAAACUUUUUUCAACGGUAACUAUAUCACGUUGAAAACAAACCUUUCCUGUGUGGAUCGUCACUUGUGGCCGAGCCCCCUCAUCCGCAAGGCCCCAGCCGAGUCUGUGGGCCGCUCGCUUGUCCGCGAGUAGUUUCCCUGCACGUGCGGAAUUUUUUUUCAAAUAUUUAAGAUUACAUGUCCAUUUGAAAAAUAAUGAGAUAUACCCUACCGUUGAACAGACAAGAUUUUGUGGACCUCGGCUGCCAGUAAAUUUAAUAACAGAAGAGAGAAAGAUCUUGUUCGUUCGGCGGGCGAGAACUUAAUCUUACAUGUUGAACAUGUGAGACAUUCAUCUUGCCUGUACAGUGGGUGAUAUUUUUUUAUCGCCCACCUCCCGAGCAACAUAUUUGAUUUAAUUCAAUUAAAAAAAUAUAUGUAUAAUUAGUUUUUUAAUAUGGAUUUUGUAUUCGGUAAAUUGAAAAAUAUUGCACAUUUAUUUGACGAAAAAUGGUACUCAUGCAUACAGUUGUCCAAACGGUUCAUCCUAUCCUUGAAUUUAUUUGGAUGUUAUUUUAUCGAUAUUUCUUCAUUUAGUUGGUGUAAAAGUGUGUGAAAUUUUUUAUAAAGUGACUUUGUGAGAAUACAAAAUCUAACUUGUCGAACAAUAGUAGUUCGAAGCACAAAUCUCUACUCCUUUAAAGCAGCUCUUUCGUCGUGAGUCGUUCUCAUCCUGGGCCAAAAUCGUGCGUCGUCCUCACAUCCUCACAGGCCCAAAAAAAAAACAAAAAUCCAGUCAGCCCAAUGUUCACGACCUGGAGAUCCCCGAGCCGCAGAAGCCGUCUGCUAACCCUAUCACGCACGAGCUACCGAACUCCUCGCGCCGCAGCCGACCGCCGACCGUCCCACGGAUGCGCCAUGGCUGCCGCUUGCAGCUCCCGCGCCAUGGCCGCCGCGUUGCAGCUCCCACGCAGCUCCCACGCACGCCGCCUGCGCCGUCUAUGCGCCAUGGCCGCCGCGUUCUCCCAUCCAUGGCCGCCACCAGAGCUGCCGCGAUUAGUCCGCCGCGUUGUCGAUCCCGACCCUCCAUCUCCCCCUCGCAACGCCGGUUUUCGCUGGUGGUGCUCGACAGCGGGACGGUCCAAAGCAAGGAGAUGGUGGUAACCACCAUGCACACAGCACGUCUCAAGCUCCUGCAGCAACUGCUCGUCUCCGUAGUAACCGCCAGUACAAAAAGCCGUGUAGGGUAGCCCGCCGGGGAAUAGAAAAAAGUAGCCGAGGAGGAGGAGGGGAGAAGGCUAGCGAACAAUUUCUUCUGGUACGAUUGCUGUGAUUGUUCUCCUGGAGACCCUACCUACCUGAACGAGGGAGCAGCCGAGAACAAGUUGAGUUUGCUUUUCCCUAAUUGAGGAAAGAAGAAGAAAGAAAUUGUAGCGAGUAGAGUGGGACAUUACAUGAACCAUUGAGUGAGCUCAAGAGCCAUCAACUUGUGCUGCUAGCUCAAUGGUGCCAAAAAAUAUUACCCGAAAGAGAACUUACGCAGAUUUUUCCCAUCGCCCAGUGGUUCCUAGAUUCAAAUUAUUCGAUGAUAUUGAUAUUUUGGACUUGGAGACAUCAUGGAGUAUCGUUGUUAUGAUAGAUGUCAAGUUCCCUAUCCAGCCUCGUUAUCGUGAUAGCCAACACUUUAUCCUCAUGGAUACCUGUGGGUCCAAAAUGGAAGCAAUUGCAUCGAACAACAACGUUGAAAGAUUCAAUGCUUUACUUGCUGAAGGAUGUGUUUAUACCUUACAUGAAGUAAGAUUCGAUCCUAACUGGGAGGAGGCGUUGCAAUUUCGAAAUAUUGGACAUCGAUAUGAGUGUGUCUUGAACAAUCGCACUAGGGUUGAGCCGUAUACCAUGCCUAUUCAGUUUCCGCUCUACCCAAAGCACCUUAUGUCAUUCCCUGAAGUGUAUCGCCGUCCUAAUAAGACUUUUGUAGAUAUAGCUGGAGUAGUUGUGCAUUGGGCAGCAAUUGAGCACAUUGGUUGUAGCCUCUAUAGAGAGGUCACACUCAUGGACACAAGGUGCAACUUGAUUGUUGUUGGGGUUUGGUCCCACCAUUUGACCCGACAUGCGCGUAGCUGGACAUUGGCUAAUGCUAACAAUGACAUAGUCUUGUUAACUAUGCUUCAAAAUAACAGGAGACACGGGUGCUUGGAGACUUCAGAGCAUACAACUUUUAAAUUCAACCCAAGUCAUUGCGCUACACGUGCACUGCAGAGCGUGCGCAGAUCGGUGAUCACAGGAUCUAUGGAUCUCCGUUUUGUUAACAGAUUUCUUGAGAAUAGAUGGGCGUACCUAGCAACCGUGGUUUGAGUGUGAUGGCUACAAGUACUAAUAGUUCUUAGAAGACUACUAUAGCUAGACAUUAUUCACACAUGUUAAUGUGUCUAUCGGUUAUCAAGUUUUUAGUUUUAUUGUGAUUUUUGUGUUGUUUAAGUAAUUAUACCAAUGGAUUAUCUUAUUUCUAGACUACUUUUCAAUGGAUGUGUAUUUGGGACUGAAAUU